AGAUUCCAAGACAUUUGACAUUUUAUUAGUAAUAACACUUUUAAGGAACUUAACUAACCUGAACCCUCCUCAUAGGGGAUAUGAUCAGUUACCUUACCAGAGUGAAACCACACCAGCAUCUGAUUUAGCUAGAAUUAAAUAUUAUAGGAACUACCAGGCUCGUGUUGAUGAUGGAAAAAUUGACAAUGCAUCCUUCGUCAGUGCAUGGGACAAUCUGUCUGGGGCCAUUGCAAGAUUAGGUGGAAUACCAAUGUCUCAGGAGUGUGAUCAACUGAGAACUAAAACUCUAGACCAGAGCAGCCAAGAAAUAAUGUUAGACAUCAAACGUUCUAAUGAUGAAAUUUAUGAAAUGAAAAAGUCAAUGGAAAGUUUGAAAAAAGCCUAUGAAGGAAUCACAAACGAAUUUCUUGAAUUUAAGUCUACUCAGAGGAAGAACAUCCCUUGGAAUGUUGGAGAUAGGCUUCUUCAUCUAAAUAGAAUUAAAAGUACAUCUGAAUUCAAGAUGCUGCUAUCGAAAGGAACGUAUGCCUCAUAUGAAAACCGGGUGUAUUUAGCAGGAUCGGUUAAUACAGGCAAGAGUACUCUCGCUAGUGUCCUGAUAGGUGACCAAAUUCGAGAAGAUUGGAAGUCUACAGAUGGCCUCAUUAUACAUUUUGGUAGAAAUGGGAUAGACAUAGAGGCAAGGAAAAUGAUUCCAUUAAAAAAAGGUAGUGCUGGCCAUGAUGUUUUUGCAAAACUGCUUCGUGGAAAUCCUGAGAUAAAGUGUUCAGAAGAACAAACUGAUCUGCCCAGCAGUAAAUCAGCCCAGGGUGGUACAGAAGUAAUCUAUAAUAGAAAUUAUGAUAAUGAUCAGACAGAGGAGACAACAGAAGAAGGGUCAAUGAGGUUGGAAGUAUCGAUCCAGGAAGAUAUGCUGAAAGAAAUAUUAGAAGGAAAUUACAAGAUGAAUAUUGCUCCUUCUGACCUGGUUGAUUUUGGAGGGCAAAAGUCUUUUGAUAUGACACAUCAAUUAUUCAUUCAAAGUAAAGGCACCUUUGUGCUGAUGUUUGAUGGAAGAUAUGGUUUAAACGAUGCUUUGGAAGAUUAUAAACCAAAUGAUGUAACAACAGUUUCAAUUCUGACGCAUUGGAUCGACUCCAUUUUGACCUACUGUGUAGACACAUCAGUUGAUGAAUCCAAACUACCAAAGAUAUUGUUUGCAGCAACACAUGGCGACUUUUAUAAUCAAGAUGAGCUUGAAAUGAGGAAGGCGAUGUACAUUGGAGAGUUGACGAAGCUGUUUUCUUCAAAUGAUCUCAAAGAACAUAUAAUCUACCAAACUCUCUUUUUUAUUGAUGCAAGAAACAAAGAUGACCCUGAAAUACAUCAACUUACCACGCAUUUGGUGGAUAUUGCAUUUAAGCAACCAUCUUGGGGUCAGCCAAUGCCGGUCGCAUGGGUUCCUUUGGAGAUACAGUUAUCAGAGAUGAAAAGCGCCAGGAUCUGUAAAAACUUUGUAAAAAAGUCUGAAUUACAGGGUUACAACUUACAGAAUGAUGAUUUCGUUCUUACGGAUUCUCAGUUUGAGAAUUUUCUUAAAAAACAGCAUUCCCUUGGGAAACUUCUGUACUUUGGAGAGCAUGGUAUCGAUGAUUUUAUAGUUAUUCAGCCAUCAGCUCUUGUAAAUGUGUUGAGAUCCUUUGUAACUGAUGAAAUGUUUUGGCCAAAAGACAAAGAAAUUAUUGACAUUUUGCCAAAUUUAAGUAAGACGGGAGUGAUCGAUAGAACUGAUCUAUAUAAAUUAUGGGAACAAAAGCAUUUUAAAAAACUCAUACCAACUGAGGACCUGAGGAAGUUUAUCAUUGAAGUCCUCAUUCAUCUUGACAUACUUGUGGAACCAAAGCAUUAUAGUGGAGCAGAACGAUCAGCUGAUUUUUUCUUAGUACCUUGUAUGAUAAAGGAAAAGGCACCUAGCUCCUUCCUUCGUACGGAGGAAAUGAACGAAAAAGCGAUAUGUCUGUGUUAUCGCCUGAAAAAGUCAUCUGUUCCAGCAGCGCUGUUUUUCAAGCUUAUAGGUUCAGCAUUAAAUGUACUGCCAAUCAAAGAAACCGAUGGACGUCCAUGCCUUUACUACAAAGCUGCUGUAUUAUCUGUUGAUAAUGAUAAUGAGUGCAGAAUACACAUGGAAGGCAGCAGAAUAGUUGUAAAUCUGAUAAAUAGGGCAUCAAGAUUACAAAUAUUACCAGAUAUAGCAGCAAGUAUCCAAGAAUGUCUUACUUUGACACUAACAAACGUACUACACUUUUAUUAUACCUGCAUGGGAAAGGAUAUAAAACAAUUUGACAUUUUGAAGUUAUUUGACAAAGAAGUUGGCACUCCUUGCGGCAAGGGAUUUUGUUUUAUUCCUUUAAAUGAAGCAAUGAAAAAGAAAACAUGGACUUGUGAAAAUAAAACAGUCCAUACUACAGACCUGCUAUUGAACUGGAUGUUGGAUGAGACUAUUUGUAAAGAAGAAUGCCCACCUGACUGUAGUGGAAUACCGACAGCAGUCUUAAUUGAAAGUCCUAGUGAAAAACAUCUCAUAAGACUAGCUUCAGUAUUGGAUAUCACAAUGUUCCAUCAUUUCUUCCUGCAUCUUGGAAUGGAGACAAAAGACUGGCACAACAUUCAGUAUACAUACUGGCAGCCUGUGGAUGCUAUGUUUAUGGCAUUAAUGACAUGGAGAGACAAAGGUUCGAUGGUAACAUUCAAGAAGAUCUUAGAUGCCUUUGAAAAGGUGGAGGACAAUCAGCAUCAUUUAUGCAAGGUAUUGAAAGAACAGCCAGGAUUACCAGAAAUAGCUGGCUUUGGAUUUGAAGAUACUCCUUCAGAAAGUUUUCUGUCAACACUGCCAUACAAGUUAGGAUAUUGUGUGCUUCCUCUAGGCAUUGAAUUGGGUUUAAGAAUUGCUGAUAUAGAGUCAGUAUUCGUUAGACAUCAAAAGCAAUUGUUUUCGCAGGUAUAUGAGGUCCUGAAAAUAUGGAAACAGAAAACUCCAGAGAAUACUUAUUCAAAUUUAAUGCUUGCAAUUCAGCGUGUUAGAGGAAAACAAUUUCUAAAACGAAAUUUUGGUUGUGAUAACUGAGAUUUGCGAAGCAGUCGUACGGAUAUGAUGAUGUAAGAGGACUGUGUGAAGAUAUAUAUGGACUAAGUAGUCAGCUAUUUUUUUUUUACAAUUUUUAACUAUCAUUGAAUUGGCAAACUUAAACGAAACGAAACAAUUAAAGCUAGAAUUAGAGUAAAGCUAUAUUACUCAACUAUAAUCUACUUUCUUUAAUAAUUUUCUUUGUUUAUUUUUUCCGCUUUCUGAUAUCUUUUUGUAUGGUUUAUGAUGUAUGUAACAUGAAAUGAUUACUUUGUAACUGGUAAAUACCAUCAACUGAUUGGCUCACAAGGCAAAACAGUUAUACAAGAGAGAUUUCAUUGUAGAUAUGACAAAUCAAAAGAUGUAAUCAGAGUAGACAAUGAGCAGAGUUGAAAAUGUCAAAUAUUAAUUAAUUAUCCUGCUGAAUUAAUUUGUAUUAGAAAUCCUUUUUAAACUAUUUGAUCAAAAUUUUGUAUUGUUUAUAAAAUGAACAGUUGAUUACUAAAUUUAUCAUGUGAAAUGUGAUGAAAUGUUUUUGUUGUAAGCUCAACUGGUCUAAAGGCCAGUGUUAUCUUUUCCCAUCACUCGGUUUCUGUCGUCCGUUAACUUUUACAAAAAUCUUCUCCUUUGAAACUACUGGGUGAAUUGGAAAUAAAAUUGGCCAAACUCAUCAUUUGGGUAUAUUUGUUUCAAAGAUGCGUUUGAUGAUCUCACCUGCCAGCUAACUUGGUCGAUAUCUCUAAAAUUUGAACAUACGGGACAAAUGCAUGUUUGCCUAUUGUCUACAGUUAAAGAAAAUCUGACGUGCCAAACGUUUAGAAUAUCAAGAUGUACCGUACAUUCUAUCCAAUUUGUCGAAACAUGAAUGUCGACUCCUUAAAGGACUUUAUGCCUUUAGAAAUUGUUUAGGUAGCAAUAAAAAUAAAUUCAAUUCAAUUUUAUGGAAAAAUGAAGUGAAAUGCAUAUGUUUUUUUUUUAUUUAGUCUACUGAUAGAUAAAUGUCUAUGGUUUCAAAAACUAUAUAAUUCAAAUGGAUUGAAAUUCUACUUUGAACCAAAUUUUAGUCUAUUUGUGACAUUUUCAUCCCACCCCUCUUUUUGCAAUAUUGUGCAUCAAAUAUAUGCAGAGUGUUGCAGAAUGUAUUUCUCCAUUUUAACUAUUUGAAAUCAAAUAUAUAGAAGAUGCUGUUUCCAUGGGAAAAAUGGUGCGCAAUAUAAAUUCAGCAAAAAAGAGAUUGAAGUCAUGAAUUAGUUAACGAUAAUACAGAUAAUGAAAGUGCACAUGGAAGUAGAUGAGCGAUAUAUGCUCUUUAGAGCAUUUUAGUCCUUUUUAUGUACAAAAAGAACUAACUAAAAGAAAAAAUGUGUAUAGAUACUGUUCUAGCUUUGUUAUUAGCAUAUGACUAAUCACAAUAUGUUAAAUAAUAUUAACUGCAAAAAUUUUACAGCACCAUUUGUGCAUUUAUUUAACAUUGACGAUGUCGAAAAAGUGUGAUUUAUGAGUUUGUUAUUAGGUCAGUUUCAGGGCAACGACUAAACUUCAGAUAUGCUCGAGGCAAACUAUUUGAAAAUCCAAACCAUGAUCAAAUUUUCAAAAGCUGAACCUAUGAAUAUAUUUUAUAAAGUUUCAAAGAUAUUUUCUCCUGCCAGAAACAAGGAACAGGAGCUUCUCAUACUACUGGUCAAAUAUAUUAAUGCGCAGGGUAAGUAGAUUAAUUGAUUUGAUCACUGCUUGGUCAAACCGAAGCCGUUACAAGGCCUACUUUUUUACUGACUUCUUAACUUUGAUUUAUUGUGUAUUAUGUUUGUAGUUUAAAAGUCCCAUGACGUCACAAUAAAUGCAUUUUUUGUCGGACCCCUCUUCACCUUUCUUGAAAAACAUAGGUUUUUGGUCAAUUUUCAGGGAGAUGCAAGUACCAACUAAUAAUUUAUCGCAAUGUUGGUAAAUAUGUUAAAUGUUUUUGUUAAACUUGAAUAGAAGCAAUAUAUCUAACUAACAAAUACACGUGUAUAAAAUAUGCAAUGUGUUUGUUAUGUUUGUAGAAAUAUAGGUAUGCCUUCUUCCUACCGUAUAAUCUGAAUCUUCAUAAUAUUUCAAAGAUCCUACAGUUUUAAUUUGUACAUACUUUUUAAUCUAACAUCUCUUGAUUUUGUAAUACUUAAAAUUAAUGUAUGUCAUUAACUUACUAAUUUUCCUCAGUAGAUGUGACAUAUUUGCCGAUGAAACUAUGCUGACAUCCCGCAAACAAUAUAGAAUCGACAGCAACAAGAGUUCAUCUUUUCUUGUCCACCAAUUAUUGCCAUGACUUUGUGAAUUAGUUUCCAUUGUUGGAUCCAAGAUGUGUUCCAGGUGUUGUAUCCCUCCCACUCUUUUUUCGAUUGUGUGAACGUUUCAUGGUGUUCCGGGGGGUUGGACCCCCGCCCUUUUCAAAAUGACUGGAUCCGCACCUGGUUUUGGACGUCCUGUGGCCGUAUUCGUCUUAUGUGUGUAAUCUAAAUAAAAAUCUUCCCAUCUGACUAUACUGGGUCAAUUGAAACUGCAUUAAUUUGAUACGGUGAUUACAAUUAUUCUUUGGGUAUCUAGGAUAUUUGAUCAUGGUGUUCCCGAAGAUCGAAGAUGUACCAACAAAGGUUGCCUUAAAUAAAUUGUUCGGGGUUUAAGAGACAAAAUGGUAAUAUCGUUUGGCUUCAAUUUAAAUGUGUAGCUUGAAUUUAGUGCAAUAAUUAGUCACAAAUAAACUGAAAAUAUUGGUCAGGUAACUUGAAUUUGUCCUAAAUACAGCUGUUGUUGUCAGAGUAAUAAGUGCAGUGUCCGUUUUCCGCUUUUGCUGUUGAUAAUGUAGUGAAAUUUAGAGUAUAAUGAAGAGUUACAAAUUGCUUGAGACUUUUGUUCCUGAUGAACUACAUUUGACUUCAAACAUUUCUGUAAAUAAUGCUUACAAAACUCAUGAAAAUGUCGACUUUCUCCGUCAAGGUCACUUAAGUUAAUGCCUUGAAAUUUGAAACAUAACAUACAUCUUGCAAUAAUAAUGAUUACAUAUUUAAUUAAUACAAUUGAAAGC
Molecule: messenger RNA, 6164 nt
Organism: Mytilus californianus (California mussel)
Lineage: Eukaryota; Metazoa; Mollusca; Bivalvia; Mytilida; Mytilidae
Exons: 10
Coding region: 251-3103 (950 amino acids)
Biological process (GO): signal transduction
Molecular function (GO): protein binding
Source: RefSeq, a predicted model, not a curated record